This is a messenger RNA of Melampsora larici-populina 98AG31, 579 nucleotides long. RefSeq lists its product as uncharacterized. The record is from RefSeq and is a predicted model, not a curated record. Lineage: Eukaryota; Fungi; Basidiomycota; Pucciniomycetes; Pucciniales; Melampsoraceae. The transcript is spliced from 3 exons. The coding region runs from base 1 to 579 and encodes 192 amino acids.
AUGCUGGGAAUCAAUGUUCAACCAGACUGGCAAAAAGCCAGAGUGGGGCUCAUGAGACGAUUUGGGUAUGUUUUGAUCGGAGGUAGAGAAUGCAUAGGAUGCAUCAAUCCAGCAAAUAAUAAGGAAGUGGUAUACUUGAGCCAUGCAAUGUUGGACACUUGGGCUCAAGACGGGGCGAUGCAUAAGCACUGUGCUACUGAGUUCCUACCACCCACUGGACGAACUGAAUUUCAAUGGAUUCCAAUCCACCCUAAACCCGGUCAACGAUUGGAAUACACUGCUGACACAGUUCAAUCAACCUCACAGAUUCCUGACAAUUGGCCUGAGUUUGAAGAUUAUCUCAAAUGGGCUAAGAUUUUGCUCAAUGAUCAAGCGCCCCAAGACCUUCUCACCAAAUGCGACAUUGUUGACCUCAAAGCAUUCCUCUCUCCCUCAUUGGAUGUUCCUACCCUUGAGAGGUUGGAAUUUGCAUUUGGAACUGCGGUCUGUCUACAUGAUAGUGCACCAUCAUAUCAAACUGACCUCAAGGAGUUCAAGGCGAUGCAAAUGGCCUAUCUUGACAAAAUAAAAGAUAAAUGA